Messenger RNA from Cetraspora pellucida, 2047 nucleotides. The record is from the annotation of a GenBank genome assembly. NCBI's taxonomy places the organism in Eukaryota, Fungi, Glomeromycota, Glomeromycetes, Diversisporales, Gigasporaceae.
UGGAAAGUAUCGAUCAGGUAAGUAUAAAGAAAUUGGGAUAGUAGUUCAUAAUGGUCAUGCAUUUUCAAGAAACCAACAUUUUUCAAGAGAUCGAAUGGUCGAAUACUGUAAGAGUGAUACUUGGAAAGCCAUAAAUAAUGCCCUCAAAGAAGAUGGUCAUACAUUUAGAAUAUGGAAAAAGCAUACAGAAAUUAUAGAAUCAUGUAAACAAUUAGUUGAUAAUACAAUAGAUUGGCAAUAUCAGGAAGGAAUAAUCAAUGAGGAAAAGAAAUCAAUUCUUUCAGAGUCUCUAAAAGUUGUUGAUUUAGCUUGUGUCAAGCAUGAACAUGAUGGAUGCUGGAAUGUACCCAAUUAUCACAUUAAUGAUGUUGUAUGUAUCGACAUAAAAUCAUGCUAUCCAGCAAUAGCAGUAAAUGGAAAAUUGCCCCAAGAUGAUAUCACUGGAUUUGCUCAGAUAAGUUCUUUUAAGUUUGCUUCUAAUAUACAUCCAGCACCCAUUGUAUUUCUACAAUAUCUUCUUGAAACUGGUAUUCUAGAAAGUGUAACUGUUGGGGAAGCAAUUAUUUCUCUUAUCAAACAAACAAAAGUAUGGUUACCAGAAAAUCAAGAUAUUAGUUGUGCAAUUAUAGGUAAGCUUGAUUUCUUGAUCAAAGAUUGUACUAAUGCUGGAACUUUUGCAGAUAAAGAGAGAUGUCCACUGGGAUUUAUACUUAUAUACUAUGAAGGACAUCAACCUCAAUAUAUGCAUUUAAUUGCUACCAAUUUUAUAUAUAUACAAAAAAAGGCUUUGUAUAAGAUCAAAAAUGUGCCAGCAUUCUUCAAGCAAGUUGAGGUAAAAUCAAAUCCAAAUUUAUGUUCAUACUAUCCUUCUUGUGCAAUGUGUACUGAUUCAGAAGAAUUCUUUAUUUCAAAAUUGGAAUAUGCAAAGUGGAUUAAAGAGUUUCAAAAAACCAAAAUACCUCUAGUAAAAUAUGACUGUAAAAGACAUAAACCAUUUAUUUGCAGAUUUUGCUUUGCAGAAUGGUUUUAUAGACCAGACUCCUAUGCUCUUUUACAUCAACCAGAAGAACAAGAAAUCCUAGAAAUUCAACCUGGUCAAUGGCAUGACAAAGAUAGUAUAGCACCCUCAAUUCAUGAUCCUAUUACAAAAUAUCGAAAUUCAUAUCUCAAUGGAGAAGGUGAGUGGACAUCUAAGCGAAUGGGCGAGAAAAAAUUUCCAAACGUCAUUAUAUGGAAUGAGGUAAUUUGUUGUGGUGAUAAUGCACAACCUCUGCCAUUCUUUGGAGAAAUGCCACAUAAUUGGUUAAAAGAGUGCGCCAAUUAUUAUGAAGAAGUUUUAACUGAUUAUCGUGCAAAAUGCCCCAAAUUACGUGAACUCAAAAAAGAAAAAUGGAAACGUCUCGAAAAGGAAUGGACUCUCUCAGAUCAUAUAUUAUCAGCACAUCACCUAUCUCAAAGAAUUGUAUCACAAAAUUGCCUUGAACUAUAUUGUAUUAAAUAUUCAGAUCUAUCAGUUCCAUUAAUAUAUAGGCCAAGAGAUGAAUGUAACAAAACUGCCUUGUUCCAAUUUCUGAAUUUGGGAUAUGCUAUGACUGUGCAUACUAGUCAAGAGAUGACACUUGAAGCUCCACAAUGGGUUUGGGUUAUUGAUGAACAUUUGAUAUGGAAUAAUCUAAUAUAUCUUGCAAUUGAGGAAGCAAAAAAUAAGAAAGCAAUUGAGCAAUCCUUAAGACUAUUUAUUUCUGAAAAACUCUUUAUAGAUAUGGUUAAACAAGAUAAUGAUUCAGUAAUGAAUUUUUAUAUGAAAGUAAAAGCUAGUACCAGUAAUAGUGAAAAACAGGUUAGAAAAAUAUUUAUUAACAGAUUAUCUCCUGAGAAUUAUUUGAAAGCUGAAAAAUUUGAAUCAGGAAUUUUAUUAAAUGAACUGGUAGAAAGACUAUGGGUAUUAGAGUCAGAACACAAAGCUAAGUUAAAAGCAGAAGUAAUAAACAUAAUUGAAAAUGCAUUUGAAAAUGGUGCUAAAGAUCUUAAAAAAACUAAAAACUGA